Molecule: messenger RNA, 491 nt
Organism: Crotalus tigris (Tiger rattlesnake)
Lineage: Eukaryota; Metazoa; Chordata; Lepidosauria; Squamata; Viperidae
Product: ELAV-like protein 3
Exons: 3
Coding region: 34-387 (117 amino acids)
Molecular function (GO): RNA binding
Source: RefSeq, a predicted model, not a curated record
UCCUCUCCGUUCCUCUCUUCUCUCUCAUUAGAAAUGGAAACAUUACUGAAAAUGAGCAGAUGUCCACAAGAUCCAGACCGAUAUUUCCUGAGUACAAAUGAGCAGAUAAUCAGCACAAUGGAGACCCAGGUGUCCAACGGCCCCACAAGCAACAGUUCCCUCCCCAAUGGGCCACUGAUCAGUGCCAAUGGGGCCACCGAUGAUUCCAAAACUAACCUCAUAGUCAACUACUUGCCCCAGAACAUGACACAAGAGGAAUUCAAGAGCCUCUUUGGAAGCAUUGGAGAGAUUGAAUCAUGCAAACUGGUUCGAGAUAAAAUUACAGUUUCACAGCAAAGUCUGCUAUGGAGGUUGAUUAGUCUGCUCACAAAAGUUGCAGCUGAGUGAGAAUUUGAACAUGUGCUCAGUUGCCAAACACUACAUUCGUCUUAUAGCAGGGGUGUCAAACUGCCAGCCCACAGGCCAGUUGCAUCAUACAAAGGUCGUGCCCA